AUGUCCAUCGACCUGCGGCACGAGCCGCGCGACAGCAUCUCUUCACUCUGCUAUGGGCCUUACCACGCGAAGAGCGUCCUGGCUGCGACAGCGUGGGACAAGACCUUGCGCAUCUACGAUGUCGACGCUAACGAGCAGCUGCACAAAUUCGAGUUCGAGGCUCCGCUCUUGGACGCGUGCUUCUUAGCCGACGGCUCCAAAGUCGUCGUUGGCGGCCUGGAUAAACAAGUUUCCAUCUGCGACUUGCAGACCGAGAAAGUCGUCCCCCUGGGCUCGCACGCUGGAGCCGUCAAGCACUGCAGAUUCCACGCUCUCACAAACGUUGUCUACACUGCGGGGUGGGACGGCGUCGUGAAGGCGUGGGACGCGCGCAUGCCGCAGUCGAUGCCGAUUGGUCAGGGGCAGCUUCACGGAAAAGCUUUCGCAAUGGACAACAGCGACACCUACCUGGUCGUCGCCGACUCGAAGAAACGCACUUACAUCUACGAUCUUCGCCAAGGACCUCAGGGCCUUGCGUCGCCCGACUUCCGAGACCAAAUCCUCAAGUACCAGAUUCGGUCUCUGCGCUGCUUUCCGAACGGCUCGGGCUUCGCCGCAUCGUCGAUUGAAGGCCGCGUUGCGUGGGAGUACUUCGACCCGAACCCGGAGGUGCAGUCCAAGAAGUACGCAUUUAAGUGCCACAGACUCAAGGAGGGGACUGGCGAGGUUGCCUGCCCCGUGAACGCUCUCUCCUUCCAUCCACGCUACGGCACCUUCGCGACUGGAGGCUCGGACGGAGGCGUCUCCGUGUGGGAUGGCCAGAGCAAGAAGCGCCUCUGGCGGCUUCCUGCCUUUUCCACGAGUGUGGCGGCGCUGGCGUUCAACCCAAGCGGGAAUCAGCUGGCGAUCGGCAUUUCUUAUCUCUACGAGAAGGGCCCGAUGUCUUCAGCCCCAGCUCCGCAAAUCGUCGUUCGCUUCGUGAAAGACGAAGAUGUGCGCCCCAAGGCGCUGCAGGCUUAA
Besnoitia besnoiti is the source of this 999-nucleotide messenger RNA. RefSeq names its product mitotic checkpoint protein, BUB3 family protein. Gene Ontology annotation, cellular component: kinetochore; mitotic checkpoint complex; bub1-bub3 complex. The transcript has 9 exons. Gene Ontology annotation, biological process: mitotic spindle assembly checkpoint signaling. The record is from RefSeq and is a predicted model, not a curated record. Lineage: Eukaryota; Apicomplexa; Conoidasida; Eucoccidiorida; Sarcocystidae. The coding region runs from base 1 to 999 and encodes 332 amino acids. Gene Ontology annotation, molecular function: ubiquitin binding.